Xenopus tropicalis (tropical clawed frog) is the source of this 5958-nucleotide messenger RNA. RefSeq names its product reticulophagy regulator 1 (gene retreg1). Gene Ontology annotation, cellular component: endoplasmic reticulum; endoplasmic reticulum membrane. The record is from RefSeq and is a predicted model, not a curated record. The transcript is spliced from 9 exons. The coding region runs from base 657 to 1838 and encodes 393 amino acids. Gene Ontology annotation, biological process: reticulophagy. Lineage: Eukaryota; Metazoa; Chordata; Amphibia; Anura; Pipidae.
UUGGUUGCACAGGGUCCCAUUGUGCUGUCAGGGAUGAGGGGCAAGAUUCCAUAUGGGCAUUUUACUCAGCAGAAGAGCGCAUAGAGUUGCAUUCCUUACAUUGCUGGCUAGAAAUAUUGGACGUUUUGUGUAUGAAGUUGAGUUUGCUGGAAUCAUAUGGUACUAGUUGACGCACCAAGUAAUGGGAAUUUUUUAGGUGUAUGGCCUUCUGCACUCCAGCACAUUGAUGUUCAUUUUAAACCUUUUUUCCCCAUCCCAAGGCUGUUUGUUAUACUGUAAGUUUUACAAUGGUACAACAGCUGUGCUGGGAAUUACUGUCACUUGCUUGGAGUGUUUCUGGUGUACUUAUUGACAAGCGCUGAAUUUAUGAUACCAGUAUACACUUUUCUGUUUGUUUUCACAGGAACUUUUUUUUUAUAAACACAUAAAAUAAUCCAAACAUUUGAAUAAACAUGGAUACAAGUUCUAAGUCUCCAAACAAUAUACUGUAUAAAUCAAUUUCUGCUUGCCCACAAGCACCACGCACCGAAACGACUUUGGGAAAACCGAAGUGAUACGAAGGCCUUUCCACCAGGGAUUCCUAUUUGUGCUGGCGGAAAGGUAUUUCGGAGCAGUUAGUCACCCACAAUAGCAUAGAUUUAUCGUAGGCGACGAACAUGCUCUGUGGGACAUCAGCCUUAGGGUUUCUUGCUCUGACUCCCUGGAGAAUGUACCACUUGAUCUCACUGCUUCUGCUUGGUGUUGUCAUGCUUCAAAUUCUCAAGCAUUUUAUACUGUCCAGAAGUAGAGGAGAACUAUGGAGGAAAAUGUCUUUAAGGUGGGAAAUAAUGACCUCUUCAGAAUGCAAGCCACGGCUUGGUCACUGCAUUUCAGAGUCCUGUUCCGGUUCCAGUGCAUUUCUGCAAGAGUUACUUCAUUUUAAACAAAGAAACCCUGGCAAGUUCUGCCUGCUGGUCUGCAGCGUGUGCUCUUUUUUCACUAUUAUUGGAAGCUACAUUCCAGGAGUUGUACUCUCCUAUUUAUUGUUAUUAUUUGCCUUUCUGUGUCCAUUUUUGAAAUGCAAUGAAUUUGGGCAGAGAGUGUGCAGCAAAGUCAAGACAGUUCUGCAGAAACUGAAUUUUGGAUUUCAAACCUAUGUGAUCCAGUGGAUAAAAACAAGAUCCAGGAAAGAAGCAGAGAAUAUCCAAGGGGAUGAAAGCGAACUAGAUCUAUCUGCAUUAUGUCCUCAGAUCAAUCCUGCAACAGUAGGCAAGGAGCUUUCUGUUUCUGACACAGAGCCAUCGGAAGUGUCCUGGACAGACAAUGGAACCUUCAACCUAUCAGAAGGGUACACUCCACAGACAGACACCUCAGAUGAUUUUGACCGUCCAAGUGACCAGGAAGAAGCAUUUUCCAGAGACCUAACAGAAUUCCUCUCUCAUGAGAAUGGUUCUGGAUCUAAUGAUGAUGACUCCAGCAUAGGUCUACCCUCCAUGCCCAUGAGCAAGCAUGGAAAAAGUAGCAAAUUAAAUGAUGAGAUUAAUCCAGCAGCAGCCCUGUCACUUGUCCUUGGCAGCCAGAAACCCUUUAACUUAAUCAGUGGCAUGGCUGGGGAAGCCAUCACAGUUGCAGUGUCUGCAGCUAUCACAGACCAGUUACAAUCAUCCCUGCUUUCAUCACCCCCUCCAGCUGCAAGCUUCACUGAAGAUACAGAUACAGAAGAAGCUGAUGAUUUUGAACUUCUAGAUCAGUCAGAGCUGGAGGACUUGGAUGAGGGACCAGAGAAUGUCCCAAGACAGGAUCCAAAGAGCAAGAAGCCAUCUUCUGGGUUUCUAUCCAGUCUUCUAGGGGGGCAUUAACACUUAAUAGUUUCCAACCCUAGAACAAUAACUUAAAUUCAAAGGCAACAAAAUGAAGUAGGAAGUUCUUGGGAAGCAUUGCUCCCUUUAUAAUUUGUUGUCAUGUUAGGCCCCAGUGAACUGUUCUGGAUGCCUAGCAGUUGUCACACUGAUUGUAUUCCCUUUGCACUUUGACAUUGUUGCAUGGAGUUGACUUUCUGUUUAUGUACUGUUACAGGUGUGAGCCUUAGAUGGCAACUUACUGUGUAUGUACUGUUACAGGUGUGAGCCUUAGAUGGUAAAUGUAAAAUGAUGUACAUGAAUUAAGGUAUUUUUGUUGGCUUAUAAAUUCAGUCCUAAGGCUCACAAUUCAAUCAUAUAUCUUACUAAAACAAAAUAGAAAUGCUCUGUGAUAGAAGAUGAUUUGGGGGUAAUAAUCUGUCCAUGCCCUCAAAGUUUGCACUUUAAAAAUUGACAUUGAGUAAUUAAAAUAUGUAAUAGUGAAUAAUAAAAUAUGAAAUAUAUGUAAUAUAAAUCACAGUACAGUUGCCAGGAUUACAAACAUGGCAGUAGUCCACAAACAUAAUUAUUAGACAAACAAGUUUCUGGAGGUUCUGGAAUUCUGAGCAUCCUAUCCACAAAUGCUUUAGUAAAAUAGAACACUGAGAGGUUUUCUUUAGACCACAGGUUGGUCUGUCAAAACUACUGCUUAUUUAGUUUGUUGAUGAUGGUCUUAUUUAAAAUAAUUUCUAAAAAUGUUACUCAAAACAGAUUUUUAAGCUCUAGGUGAAGUGGCUCCAAGUCCUUGCAUAACUCCAUGUAGAAAUCACCAGUACUUAAAAGCUUACAAAGAAUGUGGAAAACUAUAUCCUCUUUGUAUUUAUUUACUUAUCAACACACACCAAAGUAAGGUAAAGUAUAAAAUAUUUCAAUGCAUCCCUUAUGUCUGUAUACCUAUUAGAAAGUUGAGUGUAUAUCAAAUGAAUAAACACUAUCCAGUUCAUAGAAUUUUUCCUAAAUUCCAGUUAAUAACCUAGUACAGGUACGGGUUUCCUUAUCCAGAGAUUGAUUAUCCAUAAAAUGCUGAACUAUGGGAGGACCACCACUCAUGGGAUCCAUUUUAUCCAGAAAACCCAGGUCCCAAGUAUAAUAAUCCUAUACCUGUAAUUAAAUUCCAGUUAAUUAAAUAAAAUGUGAUGUCCAUAAAUAAACUGUAUCCAAUUAAAAACAAAAAACAAUGCCCAGAAAUUUAAGUUACUAUUGUCUUAUUUGGCUUCUGUGCGCCUGACCUCAGAGCAGUCAGUGUUAGACACAGAGAAUUUGGAACAAACCCUAACUGAGGAUACACGCGUAAAUUUUCAGUUUUUUAUUUUAAAAAAUAUGUACCAUUACAUAAAUACUUGUACCACACUGCACAAAGCUCUUCCCAGCCCUCUGAGAGUCUUGUAGCACUGUGAUUGCCCAACGGUGGAACUUCUGAAACUCUGAUUUGUUGUAUUUUGGAUAGUCUUUGGUGUUUUUAAUUAUUAUUCCCCUAUAAAUUUAGACCAGUAAAGCACUUUAUAGAAAAAGAAACACUUUAUACAAUAAAAAAUGUGCAAAGCGCACUGUUGUACCUGGGCUGCACUUCAGUGGUGUUAAAAGAUGAGUGUUUAUCUAUCUCCCUGAUAGGUCAUUUGCAGGAUCAGAAUAUUUGGCUGGCAUACCUUUCUGUAGGUCAGUAUAUCUUUCCAUAUUAAAGAGAUACUGACACCAGAAAUUAAAAUCUAUCAUAAUAUUGUCUUUUCAUGAGCUUUAGAAUUUUGCCAUAAAAUGAUUUGCCUGAUGCUUUUAAAUUGCCUAUCUGAUCCCCCAUGUUCCUCUGUGAGGGGGCUGCCAUAUCUGUGCAGCAGGCGUCCUUUAGCAUUAGAAGCUAUAACUGACAGGCUGAAAAGAGACAGUCAGGUUGGCAAAGCAGGUUUAGGAACUUCAAGUAAUAAUUACUUACAAAGGCAAACCUAUCGGCAAAAAAUCAUCAGCAUGACCUAUAGGGAACUUUCAUUGUACCUUAAUAUUUUUUAAUUUUUUAGUGUCAAUUUUACUUUAAACCUGCUAUUACCUGUUGCCACAUAAACCAUGCAAUUUACAGUGCUGGUACUAUGUUUCUGGUUUAAUCUAUUUGUCUAUUAGAUCUUUGAUCUAUCUGCUAACAUCAAGUAAAGGGUUAAUCAUACCAGUAUUCUCUGGAUACCUGGGCUUAAGUUAACUGUACUAUAAAGACCACUUCUUAGGGUGUUGGGUGUUACUGGAAGUUUCACUAUGUAAGGAUACAUCAUUAAAACUAAAACAUUUGUACACAAUAGUUAAUGUGCCUGAUAAUUUACAAAUAUGUUCCUUUUUAGUCUACAGCUGAUGGCACAAAAUAUUUUUACAAGAGCAUUUUUUGCCAGAGAACCCCACCACCACUUGUGCCAUCAGCCUUGCAGUGACUUUUAGCCUUUGUCUCAGUGAUAAUGUAUUGUAAGUGGUGAAAAGGUGUGUAUUAGCAUGAGUAUAUUUCUCUAGCAGCUGCAAGUCUUUACAUGUUUUAUAUGUCACUCAAAGAUAUUUGUCAAAAGACACUGGAAUGGUGCAGCACCCAAUAGUGGAUUUGCUGAGGAUAUCUGUGUAUUGUAUACUACAGCCAAUGUAUAAUAGCAGAACUUGACUACUGUCCUGUCACUAAUUGACUGGAUACUGAUUGGGCUGACUUUGGACUCUGUCCACAUAAGGGUCUGGACAGAGUCCUAGCCUUGCGGGUCAUAAUAGGACCUUUAUAUAAUCCAAUUGUUUGGCCUAGUUUCUACUAUCACCACCUGAAUGGCCAAACCAUGGUCAAAAGCUUGAUACCCAAAGUUUUGUGUCAUUUCUGUUCUUUACAUUAGAAGUCGACCUUAUUAUUAAUGUUAAGUAUAGGAGGAACUUCAAUAUGAAAAACUGAAAUAGAAUAAAGCACUGCAGAGUUUGUUAAAGAGGUUAAUUCACCAUUAAAUAAUACCUUCAACAAUACAUUUUUUGUGUAAUUAUUAAUUGUUUAAUUAAAUGAUUUCUACUGUGUGUGCACAGUAAGCCAGUGAACUAACACCCACCGAGCAAGCAUUCUCUUUUCCAGCCCGGCUGCCCCUAACUAUUCUAUAAAACAGAGGCACUCCCUUGCUCCAAAAAAAGUGUCAAUAAAAUGUUGUGCGUGGAAUUAGUUGUUCACCACUGGAAAUGAACCUUAAAGGAGAAAGAAAGGCAAAGUCACUUGACCAAAGAUUGCUACUUUCAGGCCUCUAUGCCUGUUUUUCAUCUCUCUCCCAUUUCAAAAGGAAAGUAAAACUGCCAACUCCAAUUUAAACAAUAACAAAACUGUGUAAUGUUGAUAUAUUCAACUUAUUGUUCAGAGCAAGCAUUUUGGAUAGAAUAGUAAAUGGCCUUGGAUCAUUACAUUCUGCUAUUGCUAUACCAUAGCUUUAUCGGGGUCAUGGAAUCCUACUAACACUAAGCCUAAAUCUAGCCUUACUCUUCUCCAGAGUUAAGAGCACACAGUUUUUCCCAGAUCAAAUAUUUCCUUUGCAUCUAAGUAGAUUUGGUGUUAGUUCUAAAGCAUGACAUUCAUUAGAGCACUUCUGUACAAAGGAACUAAAUUACAAAAUUGCUCCAUGUAUAUUUUCUACACAUCACUCUUUGUUGUAGGGAUAACAGUAUGUCUUUGCAGCUACAAGUAACACAUAUUUGACUGAGAAGAGACCUGUAAAUAGGCAAAGCAGUAAUUUAUAAUAGAGGUUUCUAUAUGGCAAAGUAGAGUACUUCCAAAUUAACAGUAAAAAGGAAAUUAACAGUAACAGGAAUCUCAAUGCACUUUUAUUACAUUUGACCUUUUUUCAUUUAUUUCAUACCCAACUACAACUAAUCCAUGUUUCUGUAAACUGAAAUUCAGCUAGAACUGUAUUGUUAUUUUUGUUGUGUUUUUUUCUAACUGUACAUUUUGCUACAGGAUGCUUGCUGCAUAAAAUGAUUAAAUAGAAAGCACUUUGGUACUUUGCCUGUAUGCAAAAGUACCUCUGUAUGCUAUAUGUGUAUGGAAAGAAAUAAAAAUGAUUAAAGUCUCAAAUGUAUAAUAAAUGUACUAUAUAAACAA